AUGACUGAUCUCUCAAGGAGUCUGGACUCCAUUCCUUAUGAUGUUUUCUAUCAAAUCGCCUCCAAACUGGAUUGCUAUGAUUUUAUCAGUCUCAGUCGCGUCAAUAGAUCUCUGAAUCAUGCUAUGAGCAGUGAACCUAUCGCCCGAAAGACCAUCGAGAACAACCUCCUCCAUACCAAAGAAGGUCAAGAUGCAGACCGGUCAAAAUCCGGCUAUCGCAAAGCCGUUGGUCGCCUAUUCGAUAUCAAAGAGUCCUUCUCCACUGCUCAGCCAUACUCAGCCUCCGUCAUCGCCUACGGCACCACUUUCCUCUACGACUCCGGUUCGCUGUGUUACGUCCACGAUGACGACAUCCGCGUUCUGGAUGUCCAUGGUGCAGCUCAAAAAGAGCAGGUGAUGAACAUUUCCAACGUUGUCGCCCGUGUGCUGCCCCAUUACGCUCCAGGCACCAGCCCCAUCCGCCUCUCCCUACUGCACUAUAGCGACGGUAUCUUGGCGUUUCUGGUCGAGCUGGCUGAGGGUCCAGAGGCGUGGCUUUUUGCCAUCGAUCUGCGACGGCGACCGGCGAAUGCGCGCAAUGGUCGCUUGCGGCUGCGGACUCAGCUGUCAUCUACGCGACGAUUGUUUGUUCGUCAUAAUGGCUCUUAUCUCUACUACGGUACUCACUCGUCGUUAGGGUACGACGGAUAUCCGUUAUGGGCGAUUCACUGUGUCGACCUGCAGACGGGUCGUCAUAUGUCGGAGAAGCCUGUGGAGCUGGCGCAUUUUGCGGGUAAUGAGAUUGGCCAGACAGUGUGUUUUGGACUGCAUCAGGACCAUCUGUAUGCCGUUUCUACGCAGGUUGAUUGUGAAGAGGAAGAGGUUGACUGGACGUCAUUUUAUAUCUGGGUUUGUCUUGCUCCGGAACCGAAUACGCGACGACGGGUUACUCCAAACCGCACCUGGCGUCGUCAGCAUCGCGAAGGUCCCAUCAACGAUACUUGGACGGACCUCUCGCUGCGACAUGACGAGGCCACCAAACGUCUCAUGAUCCUCGAAUGUCGUCGCGAGUGGCGUAACGGAGGAAGCGAAAACUGUCGCACCUACUACAUGCAAGCCCUUCCAUCGCCAAACGAAAUCAACACCGGGAAGCAACGCACUGGCCCGACAGACGCACGAGUCCCCCAUCACGAACCCCUCAUCAAAGUCCAUGAUCCAUCAAGCAAACCAAACCAACAACCACCCAAGAAACGCCUCCGUCGACACUACCACCCAGAAUACCAACUAGGCGGCACCGGCCCCAACGACUCUUCCGCCCAACCCCAACGACGAGACUUCAUUCUAGCAAAGACAAAAUACCAUGCCUACAACCUUUCCGCCUCAUCCUUCGUCGACCUCGUCAACGACCCCUCCCCAGACCCCACAAAGGACAGCACAAGCCUAAUCCCCCACGACCGCCUCCGCCUGCGUACCGUCUCCCGAAAACGCAAAUGUCCCAUCGACGAAACAGGCGAAGAAGGUCCUCGCGGCCUCCUCUACCGCCCAGACCUCAGCGACACAAACGGCCAACCAAUAGACCACAGCGAGGAACGCUUCCUCUCCCGCGGCGUCCACAUGUGGCCUCCAGACAACGCACCCCCGGAACUAAACAACCUCCUCUGCCCCAGCGAACGAGCAGGCCGCGUCCAGGCCAUGGCCGACGAACGCUCAAUCGUCUACUCGGUAAACCACGACGGUCUGACAGACGGCAAACAAGCGCUGAUCCUCAUCAACUUCGACCCAUCGAUCAAAUUCCCCGGUCUUACACGGCUGCACCGGUACAACCAUCACUUGGGCGAGAUGUUUUCGUCUGCACAGGAUCCGGCUGGUGUGGCAGUUGGUGUUGAGCAGCCGCAGUUCGGGGGUCCGUCGAGGGAGCGGCAUGGUAUGUCUGUUGUUAGAACUAUGGGGAUGAAUGUGGGGUUGCCGUCUGUUAGGGAGGAGGCUGCGAUGUAUCUAAGGAUUAAUUGGGGGUAUUGGUUGAGAUAG
Messenger RNA from Aspergillus chevalieri, 2007 nucleotides. It is a transcript of the gene fbx15, whose product is annotated as F-box domain protein. The record is from RefSeq and is a predicted model, not a curated record. The transcript has 2 exons. The coding region runs from base 1 to 2007 and encodes 668 amino acids. Gene Ontology annotation, molecular function: protein binding. NCBI's taxonomy places the organism in Eukaryota, Fungi, Ascomycota, Eurotiomycetes, Eurotiales, Aspergillaceae.